Molecule: messenger RNA, 4522 nt
Organism: Octopus sinensis (East Asian common octopus)
Lineage: Eukaryota; Metazoa; Mollusca; Cephalopoda; Octopoda; Octopodidae
Product: glutamate receptor ionotropic, kainate 2-like
Exons: 11
Coding region: 334-2832 (832 amino acids)
Cellular component (GO): plasma membrane
Molecular function (GO): glutamate-gated receptor activity
Source: RefSeq, a predicted model, not a curated record
CCUCUCUCUCUCUCUCUCUCUCUCUCCUCUCUCUCUCUCACACACACACACACUUUCUAGUCCUUUUUCACUCUUCUCCUACUUUCACUUAUAAUCUAUCAUUAUUUUAUCCAAGAUGAAAAACACGCGGAGUAAAUCAAUUGUCCAGUUUAUUAUUGUCAAAUUUGCAUAACAAAUUCCUCAAAGUUGAAUUAUCGGACAGGGAUCCAGUUAAGAAGAAUCAUAUUUAUCGAAGAGUGAGCUGACCAGGAGAACUUCUAUUUAGUGUUUAUUAAAGGAUUUCCUACUUUUUUCAUAUGAACUAUAAAGUUCUUGCAGAGAUAUUUAACCAUCAUGACAUCGUUCGUAUUCUAUAUACUUACUUUUUGCCAAAUAUUAUCGUUCCACCGCUAUAUCUUCGCUUGUGCUUUCGUACCAAACUGCACGUCAUCCUCCAGCAUUCUUAAACUAAGAAUUGGUUUGAUAUCAGUCGGCCAGUGGAUGAGCACUUUCCAAGUUUAUCUUAUUCAUAAUAAUACGUUAAAGAAUUGUCGCAUUAGACCCACAUACAAUAAAGUAAUGGAUGAGGAAUAUUUAAGAAUGCCAGAAAAUGGAUGGAGAGGAAUUAGAAUAUCUCUGCUAAAAGAAAUUGGAACUGAUGAAUUUGAAACACCUCUCUUAAUAAUCGGACCAUAUUAUGCCAAUCUUGCUAUGAUACUAGACGAAGUAAAUAUGCCAUAUAUAGUGACAGACGAAAAAGGAAACCACUGGGCUGAUCGCAGUCGAACACAAGAUAACAUACGCUGGAAGAACACCAUAUAUAUUCGACCUCCCGCCCGAGAGCAGAAUAAAGCUGUUGUCGAUUUGUUUGCGCUUAAGAAAUGGGACGGUGGUGUAAUGAUAAUGCCGGCUAAUAAGGAAGAUAAUUAUGAAUGUCAAGACUUAGCGAACCAGAUGUUAUAUGCAGGGAAAUAUCUGGUAAAAUAUACCAUCAACACAACGUCUCAAGAUAUUAUGGAACUGAGAAUAAGUUCUGUCAUAAAAAAUUCAUUGUACAUGACACAGACACGAUAUAUUGUAUGCAGCCCGCGAGAAUCUCGACACAACCUGAGCCAAACAUUUCUAAAUCAGGCGAAAGAUUUUUCAUUAUUAAAAGAUGAAAACCGGGUAUUUGUGUUCAUAGAUCCAACAUCUUCUUUUGAACCUCUAUCAGGAAAUAAUUACUUCAAAAUGAAAUUGUAUGCAGUAAAAUGUAAGUUAUUCACUUUUCGGUACAUCAAAAUGGACAGCUUCGAUAUGCACCCCCAGAACGCCGUAGCAAAGGAUGUAGCGGAAAUUACUAGAAGAGCUCUUCUUACUUAUGCACCCCACCACAAAGGAAAUUUUAAUACAGCUGAGUUUAUGCAAAAGUUGAAAUCAGUGGUGAUUGAAGAUGGUAAAACAGGAUGGAUUGCUUUUAACGCCACUGGUGAGCGGAAAAACUAUUCCUUACAUCUGUACCAACAUAGUCAAGAUAACAAGGCGAUCGGAAUAUGGACGCCAGAUAAGAAUUCUUCUCGAGAAAGGCUGACAUUCAUUGAAACAAACAACAGUGAUUCCAUUCGUUCGAAGGGCUUGUUUGCCAAAACACAGAUUAUAAUGGCUGUAGAGGAGCGACCGUUUGUAUUCAAAACAAAUGGAACAAAUGGAAAUUAUACCGGAUUUACAAUUGAUUUGAUAAAUGAGUUAAAACGCCGGUUAUCGUUUAAAUACGAAUUAAAGAUCGUCGAUUCUUAUGGAAUAAAGGAUUCAGAUGGUAAUUGGAAUGGAAUGAUUGAAGCCAUCAGAACAAAUCAAGCUGACCUCGGAGUUGGGGCUUUAUCAGUGACAUCUGAACGAGAUAAAGUUGUUGAUUUUAGCCUUGGAAUAAUGACAACUGGUAUAACCAUACUUAUCAAUAGGCCACGAGGAACUCAGCACAUUUUCCAGUUUCUUGUGUCCUUCUCAACACAUUUAUGGAUGGCAAUAUUCGGCACGGUGGUUGGCGUGAGCAUUUUGUUUAUUAUACUUGAUUAUCCUAAUCAAGAACGUAAGUUUACAGUUAAAGAGACACUGUGGUUCUCAAUUGGCACACUCAUGACAAGAGGGACCGAUUUUUCACCAAAUCGAACUUCACAACGAAUUCUAACAGCGGGUUACACUUUCUUCGUUUUAGUCAUUGUUUCUACUUACACAGCGAAUUUAGCUGCUUUCCUUACGAUGCCGAGUUUGGAAAAACCUAUAAACUCUCUGGAAGAUCUCGAAGUAUCUUCUAUGCCAUGGGGCACAGUAAAAGACUCUAAUACAAUGUCAGUAAUACGUAAUAUGUACCCUAGGCUCUAUGACCGAAUGGAGGAGAAAGGGGUAUUUUUGAAUGCAACUGCUGCGAUCGAAACCGUCAACAGUUCCGUCUUUGCGUUUGUCUUCGACUACCAAAUUAUUUCUCAUGCUUCGAUGACUUAUUGUGAUACUCUCAAAGUUGGUACACCUGUAUUCAUUAUGGAACAUGGCAUUGCUAUGAAAGAAAAUGCUCUCUACAAGACAAAAAUUAAUAUUGAACUCUUAAAAAUGAAGGAAGAAGGACUGAUCGAGAAAAUGAACAAGCGGUGGUGGCAGGAUCUUAAUCGAUGUCAUAAAAAAUCAGAUAAAUUGCGUUUGGAACAAUUUGAUGUAGGCCACGUUGCUGGUGCCUUUAUCAUGCUUUGUGGGGGGCUUGUAUGUGCCACAGCAUUUUUUCUCUUCAAGAAGUUUUAUCUAAAAUCGAAGGUUUUAAUAGCGCAACAAGGAAUCAUGGUCGGUAAAAACAGAGUGUUUUUAAGCAAAGUACCGAAGUAAAACUGAACACAAAAGAAUUAUCCGCACAUAUUUAAACAAACAUUCAGUGAAACCCUGAAUAAUUUCAGUUAUUUUUCUGAUUUAUUUUAUUAUCCAGUAAUUCAUUUUACCCCCACUAUUAAAAAGGCAUAGUCACACGUUAGACUGGAUAGAAGCUGAUGUCGCUUCAGUUAAUUAACUUUUUUAUUUGUGUAUUAAUACAAUAGUUACUACACACCUACCUAUAUUUCGUGACACGCUCCAAACUAUGGAACGCAAUCGAAGACAUAAUCUGAUAGAUAUCAUUUAUAUUUCCAUGAGACUAAGUAUUUUAAAUUGGUCUUUCCCCGAUUAUUGGAAUGCCUUCAAGGAUUUAGCCAGUAAUUAUUUUUUAGUUUGGUACUUAUUUCAUCAAUGUGUAUAUGUCGAACGUCACCUUAUGAUGCCUCAACAACGUAUGCUAAUUCAAACGGCAUAAACAUAUGAGCACUCACGCAUACAAACCUCCAUAUAUAUAUAUAUAUAUGUAUAUAUAUAUAUAUAUGCGCACACAUGCAUGCAUGCUUACAUACAUACAUACAUACAUACAUACAUACAAUGAGAUUUCAAGCUGUUUUUAAUCUAACAAAUUUUGCAUAAAUUAUUUAUCUACUCGACAUUAUAGUAGAAAACACUUGCCCGAGUUGCUAUGCGGUGGGACCAAACCAAAAACAACAAGGUUAAGAAGCAAACUUUUUAGUUAUGCCGCCAUCCCUACUUGUGUAUAAGUGAUAUGAUUCUGAAGAAUCAUCAGCUCAGUGAAGCAGCUAAUGUAUUUCGUUCGUUGUGACUCUGUUCAAAUCUAGCCGUAGGAACUUUUCUCUGAUAUGAAAAUAUGGAUGUAAUGCAGCUUAUUAAAGUUUUACGAAUGUAGUUUUCCAAUAGCAGAAUAAUUUCAUAGAUAGUUUAUGUCUUCGAUUUUAUUCCAUAGUAAUGAUAACAUCAUUCAAGGUAGGAGUAGCCAAUGUAUAACAAGGAAUAGUGCUUUCAGAAAUGUUGUCAUCUAAGACUGCACAUUCUGUACUACUUGUGUGGUUUUUUAUACCGUCUAAGAAAUACACAAUUUCUAAAGAAAUUGUGUAUUUCAAUAUAUAAUUUCAAAAGAAACAAUGUAUGUAUUCCAUUGUUCUUUAUACACUUCCACCUAUCUAAUGGUUUUCAAAACAACCGUGGAAUUUCCACGGGUGCAGUUAGUUAUAUAUUAAUUAAAUGUUUCUAACUAGAUGUGUAAUACACAUCGUAGCUUCUUUCAUCCAUCAAAUAACUUCAAAAUAUAAAUAUAAAUCAAUUAAAACUUACUGAACAAAAGACAUCAACUUCUUCACAAAGCAUUUUGAACCAGUGACUGAAUUGAUAUAAUAAAGAUGGUGAUUUUAGAAUGAAUUAGAAUACAAUGUUUGCUUUUUCUGGUGGCUUACAUUGAUAUUCGGAAUUUCUAUAUUUCUGCAUACAUCUAACAAUCAAUUCUUUAACAUUCAAGAUUAAUAUAUAUUUUUAGAGACAGCCUUAAGUUAAUGCUUACUUGAAAUUGUUGUAGUUCUUGCCAUCCGAUAUAUGUAUAAGAUAAUACAUGGUAUUUUAUCAAUCGUGAAAUACGAUAUUUAUACCACACGUAACUGAAAAUUUUACGUUUGAAAUAUGUAUAUAUUUGUUUUCUACAAAUAACUUUCUA